Penicillium canescens is the source of this 1290-nucleotide messenger RNA. RefSeq names its product bZIP transcription factor. Gene Ontology annotation, biological process: regulation of DNA-templated transcription. The record is from RefSeq and is a predicted model, not a curated record. The coding region runs from base 25 to 1251 and encodes 408 amino acids. The transcript has 3 exons. Lineage: Eukaryota; Fungi; Ascomycota; Eurotiomycetes; Eurotiales; Aspergillaceae. Gene Ontology annotation, molecular function: DNA-binding transcription factor activity.
CAUGAAAUUGGGAGUUCUACAAGCAUGAAUACAACUGAGAAAGCGCCGGUAAUGGAAGACAAGCCGAAGCCAAGCGUUGGCCGCAAACGCGGUCGGCCUCGAACUGUAACGGAUGAUCAAGAAGUGCCAGAGAGACGCCGCAAACAAUUACGGCUAGCGCAACAAGCGUAUCGCAAACGAAAGGAGAAUACGAUCGGUGCUUUACAGAACCGCGUACACGAACUAGAGAAUGGCAUCGAGAGUUUGGGCCAAUCGUUCCUCUCUUUUAGUAGUAUUCUCCUAGAAGAGCAGCUACUUUCGCAAUACCCACAAAUUGCCGUGGCCCUACAGGACAUCACGCGGCAAUGCGUGUCCCUUGCGAAGACCGGAAGCGAUGAGUGGGUAGAGGGCGCUCUGGUCCGACCUACAAUAGCAAAGGAUGCUCCAGUCAAGACCGCCACUACCCCAGAUAAUGAUACACGACAGGUCUCGAUAUUUGAUAUCCCCACAUCAGAUACCUCGACAGAUGUCGAGGAUAUUAUCCGGUCGGCAGCAAAAAGCUGGCCUGGACCUCCCACCCCACCAUAUCAAGACCAAGCCGUCCUACCAUUCGGCAUCGUCAUGCCGCCACCUACUGAUCUAUUUUCCUAUACACCGCCACUAUCGAGCUCUUCAUUAACAGAUGAAACGGACUCCAAUACAAUAUUACUAGACCAUCACUGGACUAUCGCACAACGUCUAGUCCGGACGUGCUGUCAUAUGGGAUAUCGCCUCCUCGUCGACCAACCAAAUCACGAUAGAAUCCCGGAGAUAUUCGGGUCUGCGCUUAGCACGGUUGAACGUAAUCGUCUCAUUUCAGGUUUCUACGCUGUCACACAGGACAAGACUGGCGCCGUAACAGAUGUCAAAGCCAAUGUGCUCAGCUUUUUGCGGGCUAGUAUGGAGAACUUCUCGGAGGGACAACUGCAGCUGUCGUCUAGGGUCCGGCAGAUUGCGCUUGAGUCGGCGUCUGAUUCUUGGAUGGAUGCAAAUGGGGUACAAAAGUACUUACGGGAAAAAAGAUACAUUGUUGAUGACUUCUCGGGUUCUUCUGGUCGUCUUGGUUAUUCUGUCUCGUCGUCGCUUGAUCUACCAGCCUUUAUUAAGGCCCUCUCGGGUGACUCGGUAUGUGUUGGAUAUGGACCGACGUUCCGACGGCAAAGCGUGGAAAAGGCUCUGCAUACGGCCACUCUCAAUGUGUCCUGGGGGUUUGAUAAUAUUUGUGACAUUUAAUGACGUUUUAAUCUGUAAUAUAGUAAUAAAAAUAUGAAC